Molecule: messenger RNA, 1002 nt
Organism: Candidozyma auris
Lineage: Eukaryota; Fungi; Ascomycota; Pichiomycetes; Serinales; Metschnikowiaceae
Gene: ALG5
Product: dolichyl-phosphate beta-glucosyltransferase
Exons: 1
Coding region: 1-1002 (333 amino acids)
Cellular component (GO): endoplasmic reticulum membrane
Source: RefSeq, a predicted model, not a curated record
AUGUCCGUGGCGUUCUAUGCGGUUUCCACCCUUUUCACCGCUCUUGCAAUUGUCUACGGAUUGGUGAUCUUGUUUUCACAUCAACCUCGAGCGGCACUUCCCAAGGAACUGCUAUAUGCUACAAACGACGACCAAGGCAUGGUCCACCCACUACCUGAGGCGAUAAACUCUUCAAGAGCACCCAAAGAGGCUGAAAAUGUCUUGUUGAGUGUGGUGGUGCCUUGUUACAAUGAAACGUCCAGAUUGGGAAGAAUGGUCAAGGAGGCAGUAGAAUACUUGGACAGCCACUACAGUAAACAGUAUGAAAUACUCGUGGUAGACGACGGAUCUAGCGAUGGAACAGCCGAGUACGCGUUGGAAUUGGCCAAUUCUCUUAAACUUGCUCCUCAUGUUAUGCGGGUGGUGAAGUUGCAAAAGAAUAGAGGAAAAGGUGGAGCCGUCAGACAUGGUCUUUUGCAUGGCUCAGGGAAGUUUAUGUUAUUUGCAGAUGCUGAUGGGGCCACACAGUUCAGCGACGUUGAAAAAUUGCUUCAAAACCUUCAAGGUCAGCCCAGCAACAAGCCAGCAGUGGCAAUCGGGCUGCGAGCUCACAUGGUGAACACUGAUGCUGUCGUGAAGCGAUCUUUUAUUCGUAAUUUCUUGAUGUACGGCCUCCACACUCUAGUGUUCAUUUUCGGUAUACGAAAGAUCCAGGAUACCCAAUGUGGAUUCAAGAUGUUCAAUAGACCAGCAGUGCAACUCAUCUUUCCACACAUGCAUACUGAACGGUGGAUAUUUGACGUUGAAGUGCUUCUUCUUGCCGAUCUUCAAAAUACGCCAAUCGCCGAAAUCCCCGUGAACUGGCAAGAAAUUGAUGGAUCAAAAGUGGAUUUGGCCAAAGAUUCCAUUCAAAUGGCUAUCGAUCUUGUCGUGACAAGGUUGGCGUACUUGCUUGGCGUGUACGCGCUAGAUGAGUGUGGGCAUAAGAGAAUGAUGACAGGAAAGCCAUCGAAAUCAGGUUGA